This is a messenger RNA of Coccidioides posadasii C735 delta SOWgp, 1680 nucleotides long. RefSeq lists its product as uncharacterized. Gene Ontology annotation, biological process: DNA strand elongation involved in DNA replication; DNA replication. NCBI's taxonomy places the organism in Eukaryota, Fungi, Ascomycota, Eurotiomycetes, Onygenales, Onygenaceae. Gene Ontology annotation, cellular component: delta DNA polymerase complex. Gene Ontology annotation, molecular function: DNA binding. The record is from RefSeq and is a predicted model, not a curated record.
AUGGCAGAGGAGGACGCUUCGGGCCAGUUUCUGUGCCCACCCAAGGACAAAGAAGAAUACCCCCCGGUAUACCGGCAGCACUCCGCAUAUAACCCCCUUUAUACCUUCCGCCUCCCCUCCGGUAAAACGAGACACUAUCAACAGCAGUAUGCUGAUAUAUACUUCUUACGACUUGCAAGGCUGAAGCCUGCUGUUGCGGAAAUUGCGGCUGCUGAAUGGGAAGAAUUUACGAUUGCUGGUGAAAAUGCCCGAAGGGUUGACAGAGUACUAGAUGUAAGGCAGGGCGAACUCUGCUGGGUUGUGGGAACUGUGUACAUGGACCUACCUCUGAAACCUAAUAUUCUAGAUGAUAUCUCUAAAGAGCACUGGACGGCGGCUCCUCCUUCCCGGAAGACCUAUUUGGACCCAUCAAACCAAGGCGGUACUCAGACUAUGCUGGAAGAUGGAUCUGGGCGGCUGCGGCUGACCGGUACUUUACUGCAGUCAGCUCUUCUAGUUACUGGUGCAGUAGUCGCCGUGCUUGGAACGGAAAAUGCAAAUGGUGAUUUUGAAGUUGUAGAUGUGAAGGUACCCGACCUGGCACCUCAGCCUGCCCGAUGGGAAAGCCAAUAUGCAGAUUCAGCAUCUGGAAAGAGAAAAAGAAGUCCAAGUGAGACUCCUGUUGAUGGGCCUAGGAAGAAAAUUGCGCUGCUUAGCGGAUUGGGAAUCACGGGCACCUCCGGAGACACAGUAGCUUUGACUCUUUUGACCGAUUAUCUUCUUGGCUAUGGUGAAGGCUAUGGUAAUGUUGGCACUGGAUCUUCUCCCAUACGGUCCGCCCAGAUAUCCCGCCUUAUAAUCGCAGGCAAUUCUCUCGGCAGCAGUGUACCUCCUAGUCUUGAAGAACAGGACGAAGAUGCCGCAGUGAAGAAAAGGCGUCAAGCAAAGAAAUAUGGAUAUGACGCAUCAGCCUACAACGCAUCACCGAUUACUCAUUUGGACAAUUUUCUAGCCGAGAUCUUGCCCAGCAUUCCGGUUACCAUUAUGCCAGGUGAAAAUGAUCCGGCAAAUUUCGCUCUUCCUCAACAAGAAAUUCACCGUGCAAUGCUCCCUCGCUCAAGAAACUACUGUUCCGCUCCCCGCUUGGGCAUUGAUGAACCACCGUCUGAACCUGGAUGGCUGGAUACGGUGACUAACCCAUGGCAAGGCGACGUUGAAGGCUGGAGAUUAUGGGGCUGUAGCGGACAAAAUGUGGACGAUGUACUCAGAUACAUGUCCCUGGAUGACGAUCAAACUGAAAAUGGACAGGAUAUAGAGGGGGAUACGCGGUUACGGCUCAUGGAGGCCAUGUUGAGAUGGAGAUGUGCCGUCCCAACCGCUCCGGAUACGAUAUGGUGCUAUCCCUUUCAGGAUAAAGAUCCAUUCGUGCUGCAAGCAUGCCCACACGUAUUUUUCACUGGGAAUCAGCCAGCAUUCAGGACAACGGUUAUCGAGAAGUCCGUUUCUGCAUCGUCGAUGGAUGUAGAAGGAGAUCAGCCUUCGAAAGUGAGACUUCUGGCUCUCCCUAAGUUUCGUGAAACUGGAGAGUUGGUAUUGUUAGACGCGGAAACGUUGGAGGUGGAAGUUGUUAAGUUCGGGACGUGGCAGAGCGUGAAAGAAGUCGAAUCGUUAGAUGCGCCUGUCAAUGACUCGCAGGCCUGA